UUAUGUACUUUUUUUUGCAAUUAUAAUUUAUGUACUUAUGUACUUAUGUACUUAUGAAUGAGGAUGCUGUAAUAAAAAUAUAUGGGCUACAAACAAAAUGGGGGAAAGUUGCAAUUUUCCUAAAAUUUAAUGACCCAGUGAAAUGCUGAGCUUACUUGUUAAGAGGCCCAUCAUAGCCUACAAGAUGGAGUAGGGUUCGCCCAGAUGCGCAAACGCCUUACCGUCAUUCUGAAUCGAGUGCCUAUAGACUUUGCUGCCUUCUCCUUUCAGGUAUCACCGUUUUUGUGCUCCUUUAUCACGGCUUUCUCUUUUCCUUCGCCGUAGUUGACACCCUAAUCCGGCGGAUCUGUGCAGUAAUUGCGGAAAAAUGUCGGUCGGAGAAAUCGCUUGCACCUACGCCACUCUGAUCCUCCACGAGGAAGGCAUCCCCGUCACCGCGGAGAAGAUCGCUACGAUCGUGAAGGCGGCCGACGUUCAGGUGGAGUCCUACUGGUUUAGCCUCUUCGCCAAGCUUUGUGAGAAGAAGAACAUCGAUGACCUCAUCAUGAACGUAGGUGGCGGCGGUGGUGGUCCUGCGGUUGCCGUUGCUGCCCCGACUGCUGGUGGUGCCGCUCCCGCUGCUGCUCCGGCCGCUGAAGAGAAGAAGGUCGUCGUUGAGGAAGAGAGUGAUGAGGAGAUGGGGCUGGGCUUGUUUGAUGACUAGAGUCUAAAGUUUCUUUGAAAUGUUAGCUUUUGGUUUGCAGACAUUUUUGAUAAGUUUAUCAUACUCAUCUCGUAGAGAGAAUUUAUGAACCCCAUCAUGGUUGAAUUUUCUAUUAAUAUAUCAAUGAGUCUAUAUUUUAAUGCCCAACUCUGAUUGUUUUCAGUUUUUCUCUGGUAAUGCAAAUCGCCAAACACGUUGUUAUAUAUCCUUUCUGUUGUGUUCCUAGCUGGUGGCCUGUGGCUUGAUAUUGGUGUUUGAUGGUUUUGACUUGGGCAUUGAUACAUAGAGUAAUAUGAUCAACGUUCAAAUCUCGGAGAUGCAUCGUUUCAAGUAUUUGUUGGAAUUAGAACUUUGUUUUGUGUUUAUACUCUAUACACUCAUCAAUACAUUGGGUAAUACGAUCAAUGCUUAAAUUUGGGAGAUGCAUUGAUGCAAGUUUCUGUUGUGGUUAGUGAACCUUAAUAUGAAUUUGUCAAUUGUUAUUUCUUCUGUGUUCCUAGCUGGUGGCAUGUGGCUUGAUAUUGUAGUUUAUUUCCUUGUGGUGUUUGAUGAUUUUUUUUUGGGCAUCGAUGCAUUGGGAACCUUGUUACGCGUUUAUAUUCUCUAUACACUUGAAGAGUAGUUUGUGUAUCCUACAAUUUGCAAAACACUUGAAGAAUGCCAUUCUGAAAUAUAUCAUGGUU
Messenger RNA from Cuscuta europaea, 1386 nucleotides. Lineage: Eukaryota; Viridiplantae; Streptophyta; Magnoliopsida; Solanales; Convolvulaceae. The record is from the annotation of a GenBank genome assembly.